GUUAGAAUUCGCAUUUACAGUUGAUGAUUAGGUUUAGGAAUUAGAUUUAGGCUUUUCAUCACGAACUGACAUCAGUUAUAAUGCCAAAACUCUAUUUAGCCAAACGUAUGAAUGAAUUCCGCACCCAAAUCAAAUUUCUAUCCUUUAACAUGAAGAAAGUCGAAUUUCAGUUUAUCCAUUUUUCAAAACUAAUGAAUUUUAAUAACUUAUGUAUUUCUAUUAUUUUUUUUCUUCAGAAAUCACCUAUCUUAUGGUUGUUUUAAUCAGCUAAUAAAGGAAACAAUGUCAUUUAUUUGUAAAAAAUCAUCCUACUUAUUAUUCAAUCUAUUUUUCUAUAAUUUUAUUCAUAUUUAUAAUGUUGUUAAUUUUUCCGCUUCGGCUGUGCAUCAAACGAAUACCACAAUGUAUCUUACAUCUGAAUAUGAUUCUUCUCAUUCACUUCACCUUCCACCAUCACCUAUUUCUUCUUCUUCUUCUUCUUCUUUGUCGUCGUCAUCUUCGUCAUCUACAGAACAAGAUCAAUUAAAUUUAUUCCAUCUAAUUGAAGAAUCUCCAAAUGGUACAGAGAUUAUUGGUGUAUCUAAAUAUUUACAUCAAUAUAUUUCAGUUAGUUUACAACAGUUUCUUACAAUGAAUAAUAUAAAAAUAGAUGUCAGUAAUAAUAAUUUCUUAAAUAAUGAUAAGUUUCAAUUUAAUUUUCAAUUACUCGAUAUACAUGAUCCUUUAACAAAUGCAUUACAUUUAGAUCCAAUGAAUGGUAAAUUAACAAUUCAAAAACGUAUUGACCGUGAAUCUAUAUGUAGCGGUGGUAGUGUAAACGGCAAUGGUAUCAACAAUAACAUUAUGAUUGGUAGUAGUAGUAGUAGUAGUAGUAGUCAUAGUAGCAGUUCACAAUUUCUAUUGAAUAAUCGUCCAUCAAUGUUCUUACAAAAUAAUAAUAAUAAUCCUAUGAAUAGGAUAUCAAGUAAUUUAAAUAAAAAAUGUAUUAAAACAUUGAAUAUUUUAUCAACAAUACAAAUAAUAGAAUUAAAUGAAGUCAAUAUUAAAAAAAUACCUAUCAAUUUAUUGAUUAUCGAUAUAAAUGAUAAUAAGCCAAUAUGGUUAUCAAUUAAUAAUGGAAUCAAUCAUAAUAAUAAUAAUCAUUAUAAUUAUACUACUACUACUACUUCUAAUGGUAAUAAUAAUCAUAAUGAUAUACCAAAUAUCAUUGUACAAAUAUCAGAGACACCAAAUAAUAUACAAAUAAUACAUGGAAUAGAUGAUCAUUCAACAAGUAUAAAACAAAGAUAUCAACAAUCACGAAUCAAUUUACCACGUGCUUAUGAUCCUGAUGAAGGAAUUAACAGUCAAUUAACAUAUCAUCUUCAAUCAAUAAAGAAAUCAUUAGAUUAUAAACAUAAUUAUGAUAUUAAUCAAUCUAAUAAUCAUAAUGAUGAUGAUAUUCCAUUUAUAAUAGAAGAUAUACCUAAUAGACCAUUAGAAUUAAUUUCAACUAUAAAUUUAGAUUAUGAAUUAAAACAAAAUUAUGAAUUUUAUUUAUUAGCUAUAGAUUCUGGUUUACCUAAACAAACUGGUACAGCAUUAAUUAAAAUCAAUAUUAUUGAUAUUAAUGAUCAUUCACCAAUAUUUAAUCAAUCAAUAUAUUAUCCAUUCAAUCAAUUUAUUAGUGAAAAAACAUUACCUGGUACAAUUAUCAUAAAUUUAACAGCAAUAGAUCAAGAUGUAUCCUACAUAAAUAAUCGUAUACAUUAUACAAUGAUUCCUGGUACAUUAGCUAUGAAUUAUUUUAAUGUACAAUCAAAUGGUUUAAUUAUAUUAAAACGUUGGUUAGAUUAUGAAACUAUGGAAACAAGUACAAUAGAUAAUCAAAUUAUAUUAAAUUCAUUAUUGUUUAAUAAACCAACACAAACAACACCAUUAAAUAAUAAUAAUAAUAAUAAUAAUAAUAAUAAUAUAGAUAUUAAUACAAAUCAAAACUAUAAAAAACAAUUUAUAUUUCAAGUGAAAGCUGUUGAUUCUGCACCUCAACCAUAUGAACUUACUAGUACUGCUAUAGUUAUCAUUCCUGUAAUUGAUGAGAAUGAUGAAGCACCAAUUAUAACUGUGAAAUUUCUUGGUACAUCAGAAAUGACAAGUUAUGGUGAAACAGGAGUUGUCAAAGAAAAUGUUCAACCUCCUAUUCAAUUAGCCUAUGUACAAGUUCGUGAUCCAGAUUUCGAUGGAAAUGAUCAAGUUAAUUGUAUUUUAACAGACAAUGUGAACUUUUCAUUGAAGCCAAUUAAUUCACUGGAUCAAUUUCAUCAAAACAAUGAUAAUUAUCAUGAAAUCAAUAAUCAUUUAGAUUUACAAUCAUCAUCACAAUCAAUUUCAGCUACAAAAAAUGAUUAUAUUUUAAAUUUAAUUACUAAACCAGAUCGUGAAAAAAAUCCUUUAUAUUAUGUACGUAUCAAAUGUAUUGAUCAAGCGUCUAAUUUUAAUGAACAAACUAUUCGAUUACGUGUAUUAGAUAUGAAUGAUGAACAGCCAAGAUUUCAAAAAUCAAUAUAUCGAUUUGAUCUACCAGAGAAUAGUGAUAAACAAUUGAAACCAUUAGGAUAUUAUCGAUUAGAUAAAACAAGUAAUACUUAUUUAACAAAUCAAACAUCUACAAUAAAAGAAAUUGUAGAUGAACGGAAAGAAUAUAAAUCUGAAGGAAUGGAUGAUCGUUAUGAAUAUCGAAUAGGUCGUGUACUAGCAGAAGAUAAUGAUCAAGGUGAAAAUGCACGUGUUGAAUAUUAUUUAGAUGAGUACUUUUUAGAAAUACGAUCAUCAGUUAGUUCAGUUCUACCUUCAGCUUAUUUAUUGAUUAAUAAACAAACUAGAGUAGAAGAUAAGAACUUAUUUAUUUAUCAUAAUGAAAAUAAUAAUAAUAAUGAUAAUAAUAAUAAUAAUAAUAAUAAUGAACAUACUCAUGAACUAGUCAGAGUUGAUCAAUUAUUCCGUAUUGAUUCACAUACUGGUAUAUUAUAUGCAUUGAAAAAAUUUGAUGGUGAAAAUGUCGACAUGUUUCGUUUUAAUGUAUUCGCUUUAGAUCAACCAAAUCAAUUAACAUCAAUUCGACAUAGUGGAACAGCUAUAGUUGAAAUCAAAAUUACAGAUGUUAAUGAUUGGCCACCAUUAUUUAUAUUAACAAAUCAAUCUAAUAUUAAUAAUACAGAUACUACUACUACUAAUAAGGAUAAUAUAAGUAGUAUGAAAAAUAAACAACAAUAUUUUAAUAAUUUAUUUAAAAAUGAAAAUUUUAUUAUUGAUAAUCAUUAUCAAAAUGAAUUACAUUUUGUUAAUAAUUAUGUAUUUCAUAUAAAAGAGAAUAAACCAGCUUAUUGGUUAGUUGGACGAAUUAUGGCAAUUGAUUUAGAUAUUGAAAGUAAAGCAAUGACAUACAAUAAUAAUAAUAAUAAUAAUAAUAAUAAUAAUAAUAAUAAUAAUAAUAAUAAUAAUAAUAAUAAUAUAAACAAGAUAUCUCCUCCAUCUAAAACACCAUUCAUUUCAUCAUCUUUAUCAUAUAUUACAUUAAGAAUAUCAAAUGAUUCACCAUUAAUAAUACGUCGAACAUUUAAUUUACAUGCUACAAAUGGUUAUUUAAGAACAUCAAUGACAUUAGAUCGUGAAAAACAAAAUAUUUAUAUAUUUAAUGUUAUUGCUUAUGAUGGUAAUCCAUCUACUGUAACAUCACAAACAUCAACAGCUACAGUAACUGUAAUUGUAGAUGAUGAGAAUGACAAUGAUCCUGUUUUUAUUAGACCUGCUAUUUCUACUACAACAUUAUCAUCUAAAUCAAAAUCAACGUUAAACUCGAUGAAUAAUGGACUUACAAACAAUAUUCAUAAACCAUAUUCUAUCAAUUCACUAAUUAAUGAUAAAAAAGAAAAUGAAUUACAAGCAAAACAGGAUGAUCAUUUAAAAGUUAAUUGGCCCGCCUCCCAUAACGAUCAUAAUAACAAUGACAAUAAUCCAUUAAAACAAAUGAAUCAAUAUGCCAAUAAUAACGAUGAUAAUAAUUUAAUACAACAAACUAUACAAUUCAAUCAUAAUGAUAAAUCAAAUAUACCAGUUGUAUUAGUUCAUAGAAGAGAAAAAACUAAUGAUUUCAUUAAUGGUGAAGGUGAAGCUUCCAGUUUAACCGAAUCUAGACCACUGCUACAAAUUGAAGCCACUGAUGCUGAUAUUGAUGAAAAUGCUAAAAUUACUUAUGAAAUUGGAGCUGGAAAUACAGAUAGUUUGUUUGUUUUGAAUUCAGAUACUGGGGUUCUGUCUUUAUCGCCUAAUCUCUAUUCAAAAUCUGAUCAUUUUAUACAACCAUUAUCACAAAAUACAAAUCUGAAUCAAAAUCCUAUAAAUCCUAUCACAUAUGUUCUACGUUUCGAAGCUUGUGAUCACGGUUUACCGAAACGUUGUGCUUCACCGAUUUGGGUACAGUUAGUAAUUGAUCCAAAUGAAUUUCCACAUCUUGUUAGAUUACCACAUUUAACAAAUCCUCUAGAUCCAUCUUUAGUUACUAACCAUAAAAAAUCAAAUGAUCCAUCUUCUUCAGUAGAUCAACAAUUCAUUGGUUACAUGAAACAGUCUAAUACAGCAAUGUUACCUGGUCAUGUUAAUUCUAAUUCAAAUAUUAACAAUCAUGACAAUAAUAACAUUGAUUUAAAUAGAAAAACGAAUGGUAAUUUCCAUGGACAAGAAAAUUCUGUUAGUAAUAAUAAACGUUAUCCACCAAAAUUUACCCAAUUUAAAAAUAUUUGGGAUAUGAAAUCUUCACUAGAUCAUCAACCGUAUGAUAAAAAUGUUAGAAAUCAAUACUCUUCAAGUUAUCAACAGUUAUCUGAUUCAAAAUUCAGAAAACAUCCAGGUAUAAUGCAACAAUAUCCAAAUGGACAUGAUGAAAACUAUAUAACUAAUAAUAAUAAUAAUAAUCAUGGAAAUAAUCAAUCUAAUAGUUUUGUCAUCAGUGAAGUUGCAGUAGUUUGCUUAAUAAUCGUAUUUAUUAUUUUAUUGAUCGCUAUAAUGGUAUUGAUUUAUUUGACUAGGCGGAAAACACUUUUAUUACCAGUUCCUACUUCUAAAUCCUACUUGAAAGACGGUACCUUUAGAUCGAAUCCAAACAGUUGUAACUUAAAAAGUAAUCAAGACAAUAAUGAAACAAUAUGUGCACCGGUUGAACUGUCAAGAAACACUGCAUCAUUAUAUCGUGCAAUUCCAGAUAAUAUGAUCAGUGCAACAGACAUUACAAUAAAUUCUAAUGAAAUGUCAUGUAUUAACGAUAGAUCUAUUGGCGCUACAGAGAAAUCGAUAACUUUAUCCACUGAAAUGCUUCAAAAUCCACAUGAUUCUUACCCUCUUAUUCAAAGAAAUUCUGAACCUCGAUUUCUAUUUAAUACCACAUUGAAUAGACCAACACAUCAAUCUGCUUUGGUUACAUCGGAAUUACAGAGCAAUCUAAAUAAAUGCACAUAUAACCCACAGUGUGUACAACAUCCAAUUAAUUCACGUUUCGAUGUCGAUAACGAAUAUCAAUGUUUAGCUCCAACAGUUGAUAAUAGAAUAUCACAUAUUUCACGUUGUUUAACUCCAUUUUUUGACCAAGGGUCACAUCAAACUAUCCAGAAUGUUGAAGCCAUCGGCUUAAACCAUAUAGGCACUAAUAAUCGUAAUUGGUUACCAAUGAGUCUACAACAACUGAAUUCUCCAGUGAGUAUGAGUCACCAGUCAAUCAUUUAUACAGAAUCAACAAUGAAUAAUGAAGGACGUGAACAAAUGUCAUCUAAAACGCCUACAUUAAUCUAUGCUAUGUCACCUAAUCCGAAUAGACAUCCAAUGCAUUUUCGAGGUAAUUCGCUACCAGUUUAUCCCAUAAAUCAAUUACAAAAUCCCACAAAUUUAAGAUCAUUUCAGCAUCGCUUCAAACCACAACAGCAGGAACAUCGAAACCAACAACAUCCGCUUUCUUCUUACCAGGAUAUUUCAUUACUACAAGCAACAUUAAGACGACACAAUCAUCAAUCAAUUGUCAUGAAUACUGACCCAAAUCCUAUGCUAACUUAUCAUCAUCAUGAUAAAAAUCGGUUGAUUUGUUCAAGGGAUCAGAUUCAUUAUAAAACAUUUCAUGCCCCACAACAUCAUGAUGAUCUUCUUAUAUCUCCUAGAAUAAUAUAUACGGAUAAUUUAAAGAUAUGUUUACCAAACAAAACUAAACACCACCAUCACCACCACCGUCAUCAUCAAUCACCUUUACCAUUAGAAGAUGAACAAGAAUGUCAACAAUUAUUAGUAAAAAAUCAAGAUGAUAUUAGUAAAGAUAAUGAUCAUAUUUGUGAUGAGAAUGUCAUAUCAGGCAAUUAUGAACCAUCAAAUAACACUGACAAUAAUACUAUCAAUAAUGAUAGUAUUAAUACACCAAUAACCGUAGAUCAUUUAGAGGAAUUACCGAUUUAUGUUAAAUCUAAGAAUUCAACUAUACCUUUAAAUAAUAAUAUCAAUAUGUCUAUUGAUAAUGAAACGGAUUAUAUUGAUAAUCUUAUCUGUAAUGAUCAAAUUAAAAAUGGAACAUUUCAUCAUUCAUUUCAAUAUUCACCAACUAUAACUAGUUCAUUACCAUUGAUCGUUGAUAUUAAUAAUAAUCAUGAUCAUCCUCAGCAUCUUCAUCAUCUUCAUCAUGAUAAUCAAAUGACCGAUAAUUCAAUUCAUUCAAAGGAAAUGAUCAAAUCAGAACAUUAUGGAUUAUCAAAAUCGGAUGUAGGCAAAUAUACUUAUAAAACAAUUAGAGAAGCUAGUUUUGUUUAAAAUAAAACAAUGUUGAAUAAGAACAGUGUUUUUUUUUAAAGAAAAAAAAAAGGAUAAACACUUAAAUACGUUUGUAUAUUCCCUUUUUUUUCUUUUGUUUCUUAUUCAAAUGUACAUUGUAACUUGUUAUUAUCAUUUCAUAAUGGAUUAUCUAUCCAAUAGGAAUCGAAGUAAAGUUUAAAGAAGUUUACUGUGUUAUUGAAUAUGUUCAAUAAUCAGUAAUGAUAACAAUAUUGAUGUUUAUUUAGAUAAUAAUUAUUUUUUAAUUUCGUAAAAUUAUCAUUGAAAUUGAAAUACUUUUGAAUGAAAAGAAUAAAAGAUUACUCUUACCGUUAUAA
Molecule: messenger RNA, 7154 nt
Organism: Schistosoma curassoni
Lineage: Eukaryota; Metazoa; Platyhelminthes; Trematoda; Strigeidida; Schistosomatidae
Source: the annotation of a GenBank genome assembly